Molecule: messenger RNA, 591 nt
Organism: Pyricularia grisea
Lineage: Eukaryota; Fungi; Ascomycota; Sordariomycetes; Magnaporthales; Pyriculariaceae
Exons: 1
Coding region: 1-591 (196 amino acids)
Biological process (GO): anaphase-promoting complex-dependent catabolic process
Cellular component (GO): anaphase-promoting complex
Source: RefSeq, a predicted model, not a curated record
AUGCUCAGACGCGCCCCGACAGUCAUCUCCAUAACAGCAGAAGACGUAGCCGCAUAUGAGGACAGGCAAGAGCACCUGCGCCAGACACGGCGGCAGGGAUCCCGCGCCGCGCCAGUCCUCAAGACGGCAACGGCAACAACAAUAACCACCACAACCCCUCAGCAGCGCCAACAAUAUAUCCAGCAGCAACAGCAGCACCACCAACAACAACAACAACAACAUCCCUACACCUCAGAUGACCACCCAAACCAAUACGCCUCAGAAGACGAGGACAUGGACGACAUUGUCGACAAUGACGACGAGGAAGAAGAUGAUGAUGACGACUCUGCUCCGCCACCACCACCACCCCACGCCCGCCAGUCGCGACAGCCGAGGAUGCUGUCGCAGGAGCAGCGGGGAGGUGCGCACCGGGGAGGAGGAGCAGGAGCAGGAGCAGCACUAGGGGCCGCUGCAGCGACGACGCCGACGCCAUCGCAUCAGGCCGGUGGCGGGAGGGGGAGUAGUGCACCGCAGCCGCCCGCCGCUCCCGGUGGGAGGGUGACGAGGAGUCGGGAGGAGAGGAUCGGUGUAGGGGCCUCGCGGAGGCGAUGA